AGGAGAGCGGUGGAAGAUACAGGAGCCAGAUAGUCACAAGAGAUGAGGCGCUGCUGAAAGAAGUCACCAUGGCUUGGUCUGACAAGAAAAGAGGAAAUAGAAUGUUUACAUCAGAGAAGAGAAGUCACUGGAUGUAAGAGGCAACUGAGGAAUCAUCGAUGAAACAGUGAUCGCUCCGUGCAGCGACACUUUGACAUCUGUGUCCUACCAGAAACUCCUCAUGUGCAUCAUUUUUUUCAAGUUUGAUCCCCGCCCUGUCUCCAAGAAUGCUUACAGGCUCAUCCUAGCAGCGAAUAGGGAUGAAUUUUACCACAGACCUUCCAAACCUGCAGACUUCUGGGGCAGCAAUAAUGAGAUUCUUAGUGGUGUGGACCUGGAGGCAGGGAAGGAAGGAGGAACGUGGUUGGGUAUCUCUAAAAGAGGGAAGUUUGCUGCUCUCACAAACUACUUACAACCAAAAAUAGAUGUAAAUGCCAAAGGCAGAGGCUCCUUGGUGGCCAACUUCCUGACAUCAGAUCUUGAUAGCUUUUCAUAUUUGAAGAGGAUAUCUGCUGAGGGACAUCUUUACAAUGCAUUUAACUUGGUUGCAGCAGAUUUCAACAACACAAAUGGAGAUGUGCUUCACUAUUAUGGAUCCAAAGGAGAGCAAGAGCCAAUUCAACUAAAACCCGGAGUGUACGGCUUGAGCUGCAGCCUGCUAGAUACCCCUUGGAAGAAACUCCAACAUGGGAAGAAUCUGUUUGCUGACAUCAUCAAAAAGAGCCAGGACAUUGCCAGAGAAGACCUAGUACAGGAGCUUAUUAAAGUGAUGAAUAAUGAAGAACCACAGUUACCAGACCCAGCUAUAGAAGAACAGGGAAAAGACUUUGUCCGGCCAAUCCUACGCAGCUAUUCAGCAGUUUGUGUUCGUUGCCCAGGCUAUGGAACAAGGACCAACACCAUCGUUCUUAUUGAUGGAGAAGGACAAGUGACCUUCACGGAGCGCACAAUGCUAAAUUGUGACAUCACUCAGUGGAAAACCAGCACUUAUCAGUUUAAGCUACAACCCUAGCGCCUCAUCCUAAAGAAAAGUCUGUGUUAACCAAGGAGAAAUAUACAUAACACACAUAUCUGGUGCUUGAAAUAUGCGAAAACAUAUUCACUUAUUUGAAACAACUGUAUCAACUAGCACAAAAGCCAGAGAACCAAAAUAAUUGCAGUAGUGCAAACCACAGCACAAUCACCAGUUGGAAAUAUCUCUUUGUCUCUGAACAUGUUUUUUUAACUUGGUGGUAUUUAUGCAGCAAGCGCAUCAAUAAUGCAUCAGAUGCCAUAAAAAACAAAUGGGUAGGAAAAACAGUCAGUAUUUUAUCUGUAAUCUGAGCGGCAGUGAUCUGUGAUUUGUAGCCUCUAGUUUUGCUUUAAGAACAUGCAUUAAGAAGUGAUAGGGCUAAUAACGUGAGGACAUCAUUAUGCUGAGAUUUGUAACGUGACGGGAUCAGCCAUCUUGGUUUAUUUUCUUACCAGAGCCUAAGGUUUUAUUUUAAUGACUGAUCUUGAGGCAAGAUAUUAACUAAUAUUAGUGCUGGCUGUUAGAGAGUGCGGCUUCCUAGCUAAAUAGCUUUUAAUAAAAAUGUCAAGCUUUUACAAGAUCCAGUUUUAUCAUCUGGGGAGGGGGAAUAUUGCCUCAAUUAUCUAAAGUAACAAUUCUGAUAAUCUGGCAUGUUUGAGACUAUAAGGCCUAGUUCACACUUCAGUGUUUGGUCAGUGAUUUCCAUCAGUGAUUUGUGAGCCAAAACCAGAAGUGGAGCCUCCAUAGACAUUAGGUAGAAGGGAAAGAUCUGCUCCUGUUCU
Molecule: messenger RNA, 1833 nt
Organism: Bufo gargarizans (Asiatic toad)
Lineage: Eukaryota; Metazoa; Chordata; Amphibia; Anura; Bufonidae
Product: transport and Golgi organization protein 2 homolog
Exons: 10
Coding region: 221-1051 (276 amino acids)
Biological process (GO): protein secretion; Golgi organization
Cellular component (GO): Golgi apparatus
Source: RefSeq, a predicted model, not a curated record